Stegastes partitus (bicolor damselfish) is the source of this 1230-nucleotide messenger RNA. Its product is annotated as pleckstrin homology domain-containing family G member 2-like. Bases 399 to 1109 code for a protein of 236 amino acids. Gene Ontology annotation, molecular function: guanyl-nucleotide exchange factor activity; small GTPase binding. The record is from RefSeq and is a predicted model, not a curated record. NCBI's taxonomy places the organism in Eukaryota, Metazoa, Chordata, Actinopteri, Pomacentridae. The transcript is spliced from 5 exons. Gene Ontology annotation, biological process: regulation of actin filament polymerization.
CACAUCUUUCAUCGGGAGAUCGACUCUCUAACACCGCAGAUGUCAGCCUGAAGCCUCCUCUGCUCUCAUUUUUUAUUUUUUAUUUUUAUUUUUAAACUCUUCUCUAACUUUUCGGAGCCGGACAGAUGUCGGACGGAUUCUAAUUUCUGGAUUUCGGUGCGUAAAAGUUGUGCCAAGCGUGCCAGCGGACGAGCCGGACUGAGCGCGAGCGUUGUUCUGUUGGAUUUACGGCCGGACGGAGGAGAAGAGCUCGAGGAAGGCUGGAUCCGAUGCGCCUCUGAGGAGCGGACGGAGGAGCGGAGCGCAGCCGGGUCCGAGCGACUCACCGGCGGCUGCACGUACAUGUCUCCUCUCCCCACCGGCACCGAGGUUUCUACUUCCUGUGACAUCAUCACACCAUGCCUGAGGGGUCGCGGCGCGGCAGCCAGAGAUCGCCAAGUAACGCAGCUGCCAAGCGUCCGUCCUCGGUCUCGUCUCUCAGUGGGAUUGUGGGAAGGAUGAUGUCGUCCGGCGACCGAGGAGCGUCGUCGUCCUCCUGCACCUCUGUCAACACCGUGUGCUCGGACGGAGAGCGCCCGGCCUCCCUGUCGCUGUCGUCGUCGGCCUCCUCGGUGUCGCUGCAGGACGCCUCCCACUCCUCCUCGUCCUCCUCGUCCUCGUCCUCGUCCUCGCUGCCGUACGGCGCCGUGCCGACCUACAACGCCUCCUCGUCCUCCUCCACGCCCAAACGGAACGGGUCCGACAUCAGCCUGGACCUCACGCCGCUCGUCGCAGGAGGAGGAGGAGGAGCUCCUGGAGGAGGAGGGGUUGUCAAGGUGAUGGGAGGAGGCCACGCCCCCAACCAGGCGGCGGCGGUGGUGGCGACGCCGAAGCAGCUUUCACGGCUGGAACGAGUCGCUCUGGAGAUCGUAGAGACGGAACAAGCCUACGUCAGGGACCUGAAGAGCAUCGUGGAGGACUACCUGGGCUGCAUCAUCGACUGCGGCGCUCUGCCUCUGAAGCCGGAGCAGGUCAGCACGCUGUUCUGCAACAUCGAGGACAUCUACGAGUUCAACAGGCUUCCUGCUCCUGGUUCUCAUGGGAAACGCUGUCCGAGGGCAGCAGAGUGAGUCAGACGGAGAGUCGCACUGUAAAACCACCACCGUAAGAACAACUGUCCCGGUGUGGCAGCAAGACGACAACAAAUAUGUAAAAAACACAAAUAUGGAAUACUGCAAUGUUAAAAAAAAA